Hirsutella rhossiliensis is the source of this 252-nucleotide messenger RNA. RefSeq names its product tim10/DDP family zinc finger domain-containing protein. The transcript is spliced from 2 exons. The record is from RefSeq and is a predicted model, not a curated record. Lineage: Eukaryota; Fungi; Ascomycota; Sordariomycetes; Hypocreales; Ophiocordycipitaceae. Bases 1 to 252 code for a protein of 83 amino acids.
AUGGAUUCCAGCUCGGUCAAGCAGUCGGUGAUGAAGCAGGUCCUCGCGGAGUCGAACCUUGCCAACGCCCGGGUCCUUAUCGAGAAACUCCAGGAGAGCUGCUUCGACAAGUGCGUGCCCAAGCCCGGCACCUCCAUCUCCAGCAGCGAACAGACGUGCCUCACGACGUGCAUGGAAAAGUACAUGGCGGCUUGGAACCAGGUCAACUCGGCCUACAUCAAGAGGAUACGACAGGAGCAGGCCAACCAGUAA